Acanthoscelides obtectus is the source of this 1211-nucleotide messenger RNA. The record is from the annotation of a GenBank genome assembly. NCBI's taxonomy places the organism in Eukaryota, Metazoa, Arthropoda, Insecta, Coleoptera, Chrysomelidae.
GUCAAAAUUAUCCAAAAUGACAUCCAAAUCGCUAACGUCAAACUAAAAAUUCCCGUAACACCUUCAGAGAUGAAUCGUAAGCGAAAAGCGUUUAAAAGCAGGAUAAGACCCAGAAGAGAAAGCAAUCGAGCAAAAAGACGCAAAAGGUCGAAGUCUCAGCAGACUUUAGAACAACCUAAGGAUGAUGGAACUAUUCCAGAUGUGCAGAAAUGUUUUUUGACUUAUCAACAAAUUACGAAUUAUUUGGCUACUUUGGCUGAUAAGUAUCCCAGUAAAUUGAUGUUAAGUGACAUCGGUCUGUCUGUUAAGGGACACGCGAUUUUGAUGGCCAAGGUCUUGAUGGGAGGACAUGGGGUAACUAGCAGUAACAGCAAAAGCUCUCCAUAUCAAGAAGGUGAAACCUACUGCCGCUGUGCAGCAAAUCGGACCAUCACUUUCAUUGAAGCUGGUUCCAAUGGCUGCGACUGGAUAUCCAUUGCAGCUGCGCUCUACAUGAUCGACCACCUGGUCAAAUCUGAACCUCAGCAGACCAACAUUGACUACUUCAUAGUGCCCUGUUCAAAUCCUGAUUCUUAUACUGAUAGCUUCACGCCUGGCAAUACUUUGGUGAAUUUAUCCGUUAACUAUCCCAUUAUCCUAGGCACCAGCGACAUGUCCAGAAUCAAGAACCAGCUCUUUAUCAAAACAAUCAUGGAGUGGAAACAGAGCUACCGACAUCGAAGACCAGAAAGCACAGCUUUGAUCCACACAAUAGACACAUUCCAAGGAAACAUCAAACUGUUUGUAUCUCUCCAAGAGGGCGCCUCUAAACCCAAGAUCCUGUAUCCUUAUGGAAGUAACUCAGAUAUGCUUCCAGACGCUGAUAUGGUGACCCACAUUGCAAAAUCAGCUUUAAGCAUGACCCAUAAGCUAUCAUUCAACGUAGGAAGUAUCUACAAUGUAUGUGGCCUUACCUUUGGCAGCAUUAUAGAUUAUCUGGCAAUCACCAGAGGGUUGAACUUCAGUUACGUCAUGCAUAUUAAUAAUAGGUUAAUACAACCUAAUGCUAGCAAAAUACAGAAGGUUGGGAAAGAUGUGGUGGUCACGAUAACAUCUAUGGCCAAAGAAGCCAAAAGUUGGUGUGACAGUCAAGCGUUUUGAUUGUCAGUGUGAGAUGGUUAUGUGAGAAAAACUGUGGCGUAAUUGUAAUAUAUCAAAUUCUACAAAAUCCA